Actinia tenebrosa (Australian red waratah sea anemone) is the source of this 4819-nucleotide messenger RNA. RefSeq names its product nck-associated protein 1 homolog. NCBI's taxonomy places the organism in Eukaryota, Metazoa, Cnidaria, Anthozoa, Actiniaria, Actiniidae. The record is from RefSeq and is a predicted model, not a curated record. Gene Ontology annotation, molecular function: glycerophospholipase activity. Gene Ontology annotation, cellular component: SCAR complex. Gene Ontology annotation, biological process: cell projection assembly; cell morphogenesis; neuron projection morphogenesis.
CCAAAGGGCACAGGGCGUUCCAGGACAAAACUUGUCAUGGAGUUCAGUUAUUUCCUUGUUUUCAUCAGGACUUGAGCAAAGAUUACGAGGAUUUACGGCCUAAAAAUACUUAAGUAAGGAACGACAUAAUCUGUGGGAACACAAGGGAAUACAAAAUGGACCGAGGGCUAUCGGUUACAGAACAGAAACUGGCUGAAAAGCUGACCAUCUUGACUGACAGAGGGAAUGGAAUGUUGACUCGUAUUUACAAUAUUAAAAAGGCUUGUUCUGACCCUAAGUCAAGACCUGGCUUCCUGACUGACAAGACACUUGAACCAGCUAUAAAAUACAUUGUUAGAAAAUUCCCACAGAUGGACACAAAGGCUCCACAACUUCAGCCAGUUUCUAGCAUCCAGAAUGAAGUCAUGAAAGGAUUGUCCAAUUACUACUUCACAUUCGUAGACAUCAUGGAAUUCAAGGAUAAUGCGUGUGAACUAUUAACUGCCAUUGAUGCAAGUUUCGUAAACUUUGACAUUACACUGAAUUUUGGUCUCACAAAGACAUACUUGGACCUCAUUGUUACGUUUACAUCUCUGAUGAUCAUGGUAUCCCGUGUUGAUGAUAGGAAGUCAGUGCUGGGACUUUUUAACCAUGCAUUUGAAAUGAGAAAUGGAAGAAGUGAGGAGUCAUUUCCUAGGCUUGGACAGAUGAUAUUGGAUUACGAGAAUCCUCUGAAAAAACUAGCUGAACAAUUUGUACCUCACCAACAGAGAGUGUCUACAGCCCUGCAAUCCAUACACGAAAUCUUUCUCAGAAAGUCAAUGACUGGAGAACAGUGGCGCCAAAAUCAAAUUCUGAGCCUCAUCAGUCAACCUGCUGGCAUGCUCAGUCCUGCACUAAGUGACGUGCCUGCUGUCGAAUACCUUAGUAUGUCUACAAUUCAACGAUGGAUCAUGAUUGGAUACACCCUAUGUCACCAACAGCUGGCCAUGCCAGGAAUCACAGACAUCUGGAAGAUGUCAUUGCAGGAUGGUUUCUGCAUCACUCUCUUCAGGGAUGAAGUCUUUUACUAUCACAAGGAGAUCCAAAAUCUACUUGAUGGAUUGAAAGGGUACAACAAGCGAGUCAAAGACAUCCAAGAUGCAUCCAACCAUAUCACUAACAGCGUGUCUCUACAUAAGGAAAGAAGAAACUACUUAAGACUAGCCAUGGCGGAAAUGUCCCUGAUACUCUCUGAUCAACCAGGUCUUCUUGGACCAAAGAUUCUGGUUGUAUUGCAUGGGUUGUCAUUGGCGCGUGAUGAGAUUUUAUGGGUCAUACGCCAUCACUGUAACCCUGCCCCUAAGAAGAAAGUCUCCCAAGAGGAGUUCUAUGACCCAAAACUGUGUCAACUUUUAUUGUCUGUUGAAGAAAUCCGAUCUAUGAUCCAGAAGUAUUCAUCUGUUCUUCAAAGAUACUUCAUUCAGUACUUGUCAGGCUUUGAUGUCACACUACUUAAAGAAGUUGUUCAGAAAAUCUCGGUGUGUUCUGAAGAUAUAUCUCUGAUAAUGACAUCUUUUAUUGAUGAGUUGUCCUCAUUAACUGUUAAACAAGUUGAAGCUGGUGAAAUCUUUGACUUCAGUGGUCUUCGCAUGGAUUGGCUGAGACUCCAGGCAUACACUAGUGUGCGUGGUUCUUCACCUGAACUUAAGGACAACAGAGAUCUAUCCAUACUGAUGAACAACGUAGCAUUUCACACAAGCCUUGUGGACAGACAGGAGCGUAUACUUUUUGAUGUGUCUGACCUGUCUAUAUUCUGUUUCUAUCCCAAUUUCUGCGAAAAUUCAUUUUUAAAAACUUUAGAAGAUACAGCCCAGCUACGGUACUCCAUUGCGUUUCCUCUCGUGUGUGGUCAUUUUAUGUCUUGUACCAGCGAUUUUUGUCCAGAAGAGCGCCAUCCAAUAGGUGAACGUAGUCUGGCUGCCAUCAAUAUGUUUUUAGACUCAAUGGCAAAAGGAGCAAGGAAUCUUUUGAGUCAAGUUUGUACUGACCAUGUUGAGCUCAAUCAACAGUUAUGGCACACUCGAGCUGUUCGUCUUCUGUCUGAAAUGUCUGGUGAGAAAAAGAAAGACAAGAACAAGAAAAACACUCAGGAAGAAUUUUCACCUCCUGGAAGUGAGAGUUUCCGGAAAAACAGAGAAAAUUUGACACCGCUGGAUAAUAAGCUGUUAGCUUUCACGGAACUGUGCUCGGCUAUCUGCCACACAGAGGCUAUUCCUGUCUGGGAACAUGUCUUUGCCCCUAAGGAAUAUCUUAGCAGCCAACUGGAAGAGUUUUUUGCUAAGUCUGUGAUCAGCAUGGCUCAGUAUGACCAAGAAAAUUCAAGGAUUGCUAGACCAAGUGAAGUGCUAAGUAAUAUUAAGGCCAUAAUGUCAACCCUCCGAAAUCUCGAAAACUUCAAUGGUGUGGACACAGCUCGCAUCUUUAAUCACGUACUGUUACAACAGACACAACCCCAGGAUAGCCAGGGUGCAAAUACCAUCACACAGAUGUACACUACGUGGUACCUCGAUGUCUUCCUACGUCGUGUGAUGACAGAUGGCAUCAUUUACUCGCCUCGUAGAAGGGCCUUCGUCAACCGUCCUGGCCUCGCUUUUAAAGCUGAGGAUUUCACGGAUGUGAAUGAAAUGUAUGCCUUAUCUGAAUUGCUGGGAGCUUAUGGCAUGAAAUAUCUGGGUGAGAAAAUGAUGCAACAGAUUGCUAGUCAAGUCGGUGAGCUCAAGAAACUUGUCGUCAAUAAUAAAGACGUGCUCAUUGCUUUGAGGACGAGUUUUGAUAAACGGGACGAGUGUAUUGAUCUCAUACGACGCCUGAAAAACAUGGAGGACAUCAUGCUACGGGUGAUAAUCAUUGGCGUCAUUCUUAGCUUCAGGCACUUGACACAACAAGCUCUUGCCACUGUAAUCUUGUCAUCUAAUGGUAAGACGUUAAAGGUGUCCACUGGAAAAGUAUUUCCUAAUGUAGCUUGGGCUGGUUUUACUGACGAGAUCGAUGUUUCCGGUUGGAGCUCUUUGGAAGUUCACAGCAAUGGCUCGUACCCAGACAUGUUGCAGGCAACAGCAGCAGGGAUGGCAGAGGGAUAUAUUACAUCAGAAAUGAUCUCCAUGGCAUAUGUCAAUCAGUACGAAGGUUACUGUAAAUCUGAAUCUGAAUUUUGUGAUAAUUUACAAAAGUUUGUGAAGAAAAACAAUGACUGGAUGGAAGAAAAGAUUACAUCUUCACCAUCAGAUGAUUAUUGGUACCAGGUAAAACUCAUUUUGAGUCAGCUCAAUGGGCUCAAGGUGGGAUAUAGUGUCAAUGCUUCCUUACCAAGCAUUUCAGAUCUGGCUUUUUUCAUGUUCCAAGCAAGUGGAGACCUUGAGGAUUUGGAAUAUGUUUUAAAAAAGAAAACCCCUCGUCGUAUCCUUGGAUCUGGUUCCUGCUCAGCUUUGAUAAAACUCCUUCCAAACAACAAGGAAUUAUUCAUAUCGCAUGUAACGUGGAACACGUAUAUAGGAAUGCUGCGAGUCUUCAAACUGUAUGAUUUUCCAUUCAAGACUAAAUUAGGAACAGAAGUUAUUCCUGGACAGCGACAGAGCUUCUCAUCUUCACCUGGUAAUAUAUUGAGUGGUGAUGAUUUCUACUUGCUGAGUAGUGGAAUGGUAUCUCAGGAAACUACUAUAGGAAAUUCAAACAAAGAUCUAUGGAAAUAUGUGACACCAGAAAAUAUAGUAUUUGAGUGGAUGAGAGUGAUGGUGGCCAACCGACUGGCCAGUAGCUCUAAGGAAUGGACGUACAUAUUUUCAAAGUUCAACAGUGGCACAUAUAACAAUCAGUGGAUGGUUCUUGACUACAAGUUAUUCGAGCCAGGACAGCCAAUCAAGCCUGGAACCCUGUCAGUCCUGGAACAAAUCCCUGGCAUAACAGAAUCCGCUGAUAUGAGCGUUCAUUUGGAGGAGCAGCGCUAUUGGGCCAGCUACAACCUCCCAUACUUCCCCCUUAUUUACAAUCAAAGUGGUACUGAAGCCAGUCGCGAAGCAGAGGGAUCGUGGUUCGACUAUCAUCUCAAUCCUCGUGCACAGAUAUUUAAAAGAGACCAAGAUAAAGUGGUGGACUUGGAUUCCAUGAUGAAACUAAUGAGAUAUAACGACUACAAGAACGAUCCAUUAUCAAAAUGUAACUGUACGCCACCCUACAGUGCUGAGAAUGCCAUAUCUGCUCGCUCUGAUUUGAACCCUGCAGAUGGAAAGUACCCUUUUGAUGCUCUUGGUCAUCGUAUGCAUGGUGGCACGGACUGCAAGAUUACUUCAUUUGAAUUGUUCAAGAAAUUCCAAUGUACAGCAGUAAGCGGUCCAACCCAUUCUCAGCAGCCAGUGUUUCAGUGGAGUAAAACAGAAUGGAAGAAGCCCCUCGGUCACCCUGACAAAYUUGAUUUUGCGCCAGUAGUUAUGUCGUGGGAUAGCAACUAAAAUAUUCAGUCCUCUUUCUUUGAUAUCCUCUUGACUAGGGUAGAGCGAUCGGAAGGCUGUUGGAAGGCAAUGCUUCAUGACUAAGUUUUUGAUUCUGACCUUUUAAUACUAUUUAAUUUGCAAAAAGGUUUAAUUUAAAUUUCGUUAUUUAGCCUAUGCUAAGUGCGUUUGUUGCGCCGGUUUUUCACAUUGUAACAUUGUCUGUCAUUAUUACUGCAGUAGAUUGAUAUGUAGAGGGUAAGUUACAGUGAUAGAGAAACCCAACGAUACUGAAUGUUCCGAAUGCUCUUAGAAUGACUGUAACUGUGAAUUUCUGUACCAAUAUUUUUUAUUAAACUGUUAUAUAAUUCGUA